UAUUACAGUAGUUUGUUGAUAGCCAGCCCCACGUACGGACGUGCACGGGAAUACGGAAAACAAGUCCGCAGCAAACGAUCAGGAGAUCGAUGUGGGUCUACAUUAUUUACCGACAACCCACAACAAUUGCCAGCAGCAGAAACUGAAGAACAAUAGAGCCAAAGAGAUUGCGCGGUGUCAGCAGAAGUGAAGAUCUCUUCGAUGUGCAAAAUCGCCUCAGGCCAGUGGUCUUAGAGGCCAAUCAAAGUCUGUGUGGCCCUAGGAUUAGGUAACCAGAGACGCGAAUAGUUCUAUCAGCAGCAAGCAGGCGCAUCGCAUUAAAAAAUAAAAACAGCCAUAUCAGCAGUACUUCCUGCACAUUGACGUACUUCAAUCAAAUAUGAAGCCAUUGUGUCAGUUGGCCAUCCGCUGAUGGUUGGAGCGCCCCCAGAGAGCUCUGUUCACAGCCACCAACAAAAACAACAACAAAAGCAAGUGGAUGGCAUUGACUCGAAUGGGCUAAAUGGAAAUGGAUCCGAUGAUUAGACAGAGUUACCAUCAUCUGUGGUCUAGCCACAUUUGGCUUUUGAUACUGCUUUACAUCUGUGGCGGAUGCCAAAAAGCUCACGGCCACUUUGUGGAUUACACAGAGAACACAGAGCUGAUACAGCAGCGUGCCGGCUACGAUGUGAAGCUGCAGUGCAAUCUGAAGGGUCUGCUGGACGAUAGCAAGCUGGCCGACAUCCAGAUACAUUGGUACUUUAAGCAAUGCAGCGACAACAAUUGCUAUCAGCCGGAGGCGGCCGAUGACUGGACAGCCCUGCCCUGCGAGCCAAGUCUGUGCCGGCCGGAGCUCUGGCUGCGCAACGUAACGGAGCGCUAUUCGGGCCUCUACAAGUGCAGCAUCAAUCCGCAUGUCUGGGACGCGACGCAGGCAGUGGACGUGCAGCUGGUGCGCACCUACCAGCUGGAUGUGAAGAACAGUUCGCUGGCAGCGCCCGAGUUCAUGGACUCGUAUCCCAGCAACAAGACCGCCCCGCUGGGCAGUCGAGUGGUGUUCCAGUGCAGGGUGCACAGCGAGGAGCAUCCAACCAUUAAAUGGUUCAGGCGGCACACCUACGUGGGUUCGCUGCCAGCUGGCGAGGGGCCACCCUCCACGUUGCCAGCCUCCAAUUUCAGUGCACACAUCGUGCGCUACAAUGGCCGCACAUAUGAGCCGCUGUCCACGGACUCAGAGAUGCUGAUCGGACCGCAGAUCUAUCUCAGCAAGCUGAUUCUCGACGGCGUGCGACUGCGGGACGCCGGCCACUACGCCUGUGCGGCCAUCAGCUAUCGCGGCCACAAGAUUCGCGAGGCCUUUCUGGACGUGCUGCCAGCUGAGGAGCCGCAGGAGGAGUACUGGAUCGACUAUGACAACAGCGAUGAGGGUGCUGCCGCUGGCAGUGAUCCACGCGAGUUUCUGCUGCUCUUCCUCAUGCCCUUGGGCCUGGCGCUGCUUCCGUUGACCGUCUGGUGCAGCUAUCUGGUGUACAAGCGCUGCUCCGGACACGGUGACUGCCAGAGCAUGAGCUCGGACGAGGAGUUAGACACGGAGCGGUGUGUGCUGGGUGGCUGAACUGAACGGG
Molecule: messenger RNA, 1604 nt
Organism: Drosophila obscura
Lineage: Eukaryota; Metazoa; Arthropoda; Insecta; Diptera; Drosophilidae
Product: cell adhesion molecule-related/down-regulated by oncogenes
Exons: 5
Coding region: 503-1594 (363 amino acids)
Source: RefSeq, a predicted model, not a curated record